Molecule: messenger RNA, 1358 nt
Organism: Filobasidium floriforme
Lineage: Eukaryota; Fungi; Basidiomycota; Tremellomycetes; Filobasidiales; Filobasidiaceae
Product: 26S proteasome subunit RPN7-domain-containing protein
Exons: 8
Coding region: 97-1257 (386 amino acids)
Biological process (GO): proteasome-mediated ubiquitin-dependent protein catabolic process
Cellular component (GO): proteasome regulatory particle
Source: RefSeq, a predicted model, not a curated record
CACAUCUACCUCGAACCACAAAGAUACUUCCUCGACUCACAGCUGGGAGACUGACAGAAUCACAUAGACUUCCUUAUUCUCCUGAAAUCGAAAAAUAUGGCCGACGACGCAGUACCCAUCCCCCUCGACCUGAAGAUCCGCGAGUAUGCCUUUCAGCUGCAGGACCCCAACCUGAGCAAACUGCAUGAACAGGCGGCAAAGGCUUUCUGGGAGAGCAUCGAGAAGAAUGAGAUGGCACCUUACAUGUCGACUUUGCCAUCAUCCCUGACACCACCUUCUGCCGACCUUCAGUCCCGUCUAAAGGCGAAGAACGAGGAGCAGCUCAAAAAGAUCGAGACUAAGAUCAAGGACGCGGAGGAGAGUCUAGGAGAGACCGACGUUUCGGAACCGAUGAGGGAAAAGGCAGGGUAUCUGGUUACGAUUGGGGACAAGGAGAAUGCCCUGCCGGCACUGGAUGCUGCUAUGGAGAAGACUGCUGGUGUCGGAGCGCGCAUAGAUCUUGUGCUUGCCAAGAUCCGUUUGGGCAUGUUUUACGGUGAUAGCAGCAUGAUCGACAGCAACAUUAAGACGGCGCAGGACCUGAUCGAGAAGGGAGGUGACUGGGACAGGAGAAACCGCCUCAAGGUAUACUCUGCCAUUCAUUUCCUUGGGAUCAGGAAGUUCAAGGAAGCGGCCGACCUCCUAUUGGAAUCGUUGAGCACCUUCACAGCUACUGAGGUGAUGGAGUACGAAGAGUUUGUCGCGAUGACUAUCAUCGCUACCGGUGUUGGUUGUGACAGGAAGGGUAUCAAGACCAGGGUUCUCAACAACGCCGAGAUCAACUCGUUGCUACCCCAGAUGCCUGCUCUGGCGACCUUCACCAAAUCUCUCUACGAGUGCAAUUAUGCGGAAUUCUUCAAAUCCCUCGCUGAGGUCGAGGAGACCUACCUCACGCCGCUGCCAGUAUUCGCUCCUCACGCGAGGUAUUAUGUGAGAGAGAUGAGGAUCAAGGCGUACACUCAGAUCUUGGAGAGCUACAAAUCCCUUACGCUCGAGAGAAUGAGCAAGGCGUUUGGCGUUAGCACGACCUUUAUCGACGCCGACCUGUCCCGUUUCAUUGCCAACGGACGUUUGGCAUGUACGAUCGACAAGGUCUCAGGGGUUAUCACCACUACGAGGACUUCGGCCGAGAACAAGACGGUCGCUUACGAGCAGGUAGUCAAGCAGGGAGACAUUCUUCUUAACGACAUCCAGAAGUUGAGCAGGAUCAUCGGUUGAGCAGAACACAUUAUUGUAUAGAACGAAAUAAUGACGAAGCACGCGAUAUGGCAAUAAGUUCGAUGGCUCAUCGGCUCCUGCAUGCUUGAGUACGGCUUCCU